GAAAAAUCAAAAUUUUCUAUGAUCUUGUUCUCCAGUGCCCAUCAAUUUGGAGAGAUGCACGCUGGUAGUCCAUCUUCGAGUUCUGUAGCCAAGCGAACCAGACGACAGUGGGAAAUAUUUUAUAGAAAUUGGCACAAUGAGGUGAAGAAGAAACUGGCCGGAGAAAGUUCUGGUAAUGGCGUUAGAGAUAAGGGUGUGAUCAUUGGUGAGAAUACAGGUGGUGUGGGUAAUAACGAAGGUUCAUACUCGGUGGAUCCUGAAAAUGAUGAAAUUUCUAGGGAAAAUCAUGUGAGAAGGACAGGAGAAGGUUCUGGUUUGGAGAUUAUUGGGAAAAAAGCUUAUGAAAUUGGUUCAGUGAGGGGUGAUACAAUAGGAAAGAAAAAAUUGAAUGGAGUUAAGAAUGAGGACGUUGAUGAUCAACCUGUUGUUGGUGGAGUUAAACGCAUGGAUGAAAAGGUUCCCUCAACUGGCUCCUGUUCGAAAUCCGGAUUGAUUCCAAAUGAUGGGAGUGUUGCUUGCAAGAACUGCGGGUUUCAUAAUGUUUGUACCGUAGUUGCAGAUACUGUAGUUACUGUCAAUGAUGGGAAAAACAGUGGAGCACGACGUAGAGGAAGACCACGAAAUGAACCUUUGAACAAGGGAAAUGAAGUGCCUUUGCAGACUUCAGUCGAUUUAGGGAAGUCCGCUGAGAUGGUUGAUUCAGGAGGCUCGGAGGAGUCAAUGGAUUCAGAUGGAUCACAUGAUGAUUAUUCGGAUGAGGACUAUGAAGCCAGCAGUGAAGAGGAUGAAGAUGAUUCUGAUGAGGUCUAUGAAGCCGAUCUUUGGUCGAGCUCUGGUGAAUCCGAUAUGUCAAAACACUGCAAUGAAGAAACAGAUGACGAUACGUAUUCUGAUAACUCUAUGGGCGGUCCAAUUAAAACGAAGGUCCGUCCAGAAGAAAAGGAGCAACCAUUUGUCGAUCAUUCAUUGAUCUCUGGCAGUUCAGAUUCAUCGAGCUCCAAUUUUAACCAACAAACAGAGAAAGAUACAUUUUUUGGUAAUGAUGUGAGCAGUGCCGGAGAGGAAGAAAAGGAGCAAUCACUAUCUUUGAGCUCUGGCAGUUCAGAUUCAUUGAUCUCUGAUGUGAAUUAUGUGGGCAGUGCGGGUCAAGAAGAAAAGGAACAAACACUUGUUGAACAUUUAUUGAGCUGUAAGUCAGAUUCUUUGAUGUCUGGCGAUUCAGAUUCAUUGAGCUCUGAUGUUAAUUAUAUGGGCAGUGCCAAUCGAGAAGAAAAGGAGCAAUCGCUUGUCGAUCAUUCUUUGAGCUCUAGCGAUUCAGAUUCAUUGAGGUCGGAUUCGGAAUCAUUGAGCUUCGAUGUUAAUUAUGUGGGCAGUGCCAGUCAGGAAGAAAAGGAGCAACCUGUUGGCCACCAUUCAUUGAGCUCUGGUGAUUCUGAUGUUGCAAAAUAUUUUGAUAAUUAUCGGGGCAGUUCAAUCACAACGAAGGUUGAUCAACAAGAACAGCAACAAAGAGUUGUUGAUCCAUUGAGCUCUGGCGAUUUCGAUUUUUCAAAACAUUGCAGUGGGGUCAAUGAAGAAAAAGAUGAUGAUGCAUAUAUUACUAUCCAUGGGGCCUGUCCAAUUAAAAUGAAGGUUGACCCGGAGGAAAAGGAGCAGACAGGCGUUUCCGCUGGAAAGAAUAUGCUAACUAAUGAGGAGAGAGACAGUGAAUUGCCAGGUUUGAAAAGAAAAUAUGAACCAUAUUCAAAGGAUGGUUCUCAGGAAGAUGGAGAUGGCACUGAUACUGUGAAAUUGAGCAAGCAAGACAGUGAAUUGGCAGGUUCGAAAAGAAAAUGUGAACUAUAUCCAAAUUAUGGUUAUGUGGAUGAUUCUCAGGAAGAUGGAGAUGGCAAUGCUGUGAAAUUUAGCAAGCAAGACCAUGAAUUGCCAGGUACGGAAAGAGGAUAUAAACCAUAUUCAAAUGAUGGCCAUUUGGAUGAUUCUAAGAAAGAUGGAGAUGGCACUGAUACUGUGAAAUUGACCAAGGAAGAGAAAAGACUUGAACUUGAAAAUUUUAGUUGGCGAGUUCCCAUCUCCAAGGGUGAGAAAUCCAACUCUUCACUGGAUGUGGAGUAUAAAUCAUCAGCAAAGAAGGAUAGCCGCAAUGCUAAAUGUGUGCAAAGAACAGGUCAGAAAGGUACAAGGAAGGUGGGGACAUUUGGCAAGGAAAAGACAGGCGCGCCAAGAAAUCUUGACUCGAUUAAGGCAACGUUUGAUUCCAUAGAGAAGGAAGUUGAUGAAUCCACACCCGGUAAGAAGAAGACUGGCGCAGAAAGAAAUCAUUUGAACGUGUCAGUUGAUUCCAUAGAUAAGGAAGCAAGUGAACCCACACCUAGUGAGAAAAGGACUAAUGAAGCAAUAAAGAUGUUGGUAGAUUUGAUAGAGAAGGAAGCAGAUGGACCCAAGGAAUAUUUCGCUCCUCUUAAUAACAAUCCAAAUUCCUUGCCAUUGAAAUUCAGGUUUGAGGAUGAGGAGCCAUCUCCACCAGAGAAAUCAGAAUGGGAGAAAGAACUUGAAUCUCUUUUCUGUGAUUUGAAUAUGGGCCUCAGGGAAAUUGAGCCUGGCUGCAUAAAUCCUUCCACGGUUUGUGACAACAAUGACGACGAAUCCAUCCCCCAAGUUAAUAACAGCACUCCAGCAGGGCUGUGUCGUCGAGGGGAGCAUGAUCCUGUUUUCGAUGAACAGAUGGGAAUUAAAUGCAAAUAUUGUGCUGUAGUGCUUCUGGAAAUUGAAGAUAUCCUACCACCAUUUUAUACGCCACCUUCCGGGAGGACGGACAGGAAAGACUUUGGUGACUCCCAUAACCGUAUCUUUGAUCAGAUUCAGUUUCAGGACACUGAUUGUGGAAAUCCCAGUUCCUCGUCCAUUCAUGAAACCGGCACGGAUUGGAAUUUGAUUCUUAACACUGUAGAUGGAAUGUAUCCUCAUCAACUGGAAGGGUUUAAAUUUAUGUGGAAAAACAUAGCUAGAGAUGGUAACGGAUGCAUUAUUUCACAUGCCCCUGGUACAGGCAAAACCCGACUGACUAUAGUGUUUCUCCAAGCAUUCAUGAACAAGAAUCGGAAAUGCCGGCCAGUAAUAAUAGCUCCCCGCGGCAUGCUCCUCACAUGGGAAGAUGAAUUCCGAAAAUGGGGUGUUAACGUACCUUUUCACAAUUUGAACAAACUAGAGUUAUCUGAGGAGGAAAAUGCUUUUUCUGAGAAAUUAAUUGGUCAAGUAGGUUCUCACUGGAGGAUCCGGGAUCGCAUUCGUUUUGUUAAGGUGAUAUCUUGGUUGAAGAGUAACAGUAUCCUAGGAGUCAGCUACCCACUGUUUGAGAAGCUUGCUGGAGAGCAUCAGCGAAAAGAACAAUAUGAUCAAAUCAGGGAAUUACUGCUUAAGAAGCCCGGACUUUUAGUUCUUGAUGAAGGGCACACCCCUCGCAGUGACCAAAGUCUUACGUGGAAGGCUUUGGCAAAUGUUGCAACAAACCGGCGCAUAAUGUUAUCUGGUACUCCUUUCCAGAACAAUUUCGAGGAGCUUUACAAUACACUCUGCCUAGUUAAUCCACUGUUUGCUGAUCAGAUCGAUGAAAUUCAUCCAAGUUGCAAAAGGGGUAGGAAAAUGAUACAUAGAACUCGUGGAAAACGGGGAACUUUGACCAAGUUCCUUAGUGAAACUACAAAUGAUCAAUUGAUGAAGCUUAGAACCAUGAUUGAUCCAUUCGUCCAUGUACAUAAAGGAACUAUUCUUCAAGAAAGUCUCCCUGGACUGAGGGAUUCUCUGGUUUUCUUGCGGCCAACUGAAUUGCAAAAUUCCCUGUUGCAAAUUGCUUCAAAUGGAAAGCCAUUUCUUCAUGAGGUUUGUUUGGUGUCCUUGAUCUCUGUCCACCCUUCAUUGGUGGCUGACCAAGAAAUGUUCUCUGCUUAUAAGAGUGAAAUAGAAAGGAUUGAAUCAACAAUUGAUGCUGGAGUAAAAACAAAGUUUGUCACUAAACUAAUAUGGCUAGCUGAUGCACUUGGUGAGAGGGUUUUGGUCUUCAGUCACUUCAUCGAUCCUUUAGUCUUUAUCAAGCAGCAACUUCAGUCUCAGUUUUCUUGGAAUGAAGGGAGGGAAGUACUUUAUAUGGAUGGGAAGCUUGAACAGAAUCAACGUCAAUAUUCUAUCAACUCUUUCAACGAUGAAUCUAGUGAAGCUAAGGUGCUUCUUGCAUCACAAAAGGCUUGUUCUGAAGGUAUAAACUUGGUUGGGGCUUCAAGAGUUGUAUUGUUGGAUACUGCCUGGAACCCUUCAGUUGAAAGGCAAGCCAUAAGCCGGGCUUAUAGGCUUGGUCAGAAAAAGGUUGUGCAUGUAUAUCGACUCAUCACAUCUGGAACUGUAGAGGUCCAAAAGUAUGCAUUCCAAGCUCAUAAAGAUCGCAUAUCGCAACUGAUAUUUUCUCCUACAGAUGGACCCACUUGCCAUAGUGAGACAUCAAACAUUGUAUCUGAGGAUAAAGUCUUUGAAGCAUUGGUUGAUGAUAAAAGUAUAAACCACAUUUUUGAAAAGAUAAUUCAUCAACCCAAAGCAUCUGAUCUGAUUGAUACUUUUGAUUUUACGGAUCUUAAGCUGUAACUCCAUAUGCUAUUCAUGUUCACUUUCAACAAUUUUUUCUGUCCUACCUGGUGCCGAAUGGUGCAUCUUGCACGAAGGUUCUGUUAUUUGUAGCUCCACCAGUUGCACUGGAUCUGAGGAAUUCAUUCUGAAGAUAAGGUUAUUUCCAUAGAUGAUAUGUCUGAGUCCCUUCAAAUUGUUUUCUGUGCUUUCGGAUUCUAGCCUUUUAUAAGUCUGUAUACUCUGUUCACGUACUAGGAAAUAUGUUUGCAGGGGGAUACAAUGACUUGUUUCUUAAAUUUACCUGUUUUAUAUCCAGGUUAAAUUUCUGAAGUUGUAUAUUCCUGUCAAUUGAGUUCUCAACCUCUCUUGUAUUUUUUUCCCUAUCUGCUUGUGAUCGUCAUUUGUACAAUUUAAUAUUGAGGCAUUUUCAAGAAUGUCCA
Messenger RNA from Olea europaea var. sylvestris, 5054 nucleotides. RefSeq names its product SNF2 domain-containing protein CLASSY 4-like. The record is from RefSeq and is a predicted model, not a curated record. The coding region runs from base 19 to 4632 and encodes 1537 amino acids. The transcript is spliced from 3 exons. Gene Ontology annotation, molecular function: ATP binding; ATP-dependent chromatin remodeler activity. Lineage: Eukaryota; Viridiplantae; Streptophyta; Magnoliopsida; Lamiales; Oleaceae. Gene Ontology annotation, biological process: gene silencing by siRNA-directed DNA methylation.